ACGUACGGGAGCGAUCCUCAAAAAAAAAAGUGAGUAGUACUACCUUGUCCAGUUGUCUAGGUUCAGCAGGAAAUAUGAGCAUGGCCAUGGCGCAGUCGGCGCGGCGUGUCGCGAGGUCGGCGGCGAUGGCCCAUCUAGGGGCCCGCUUCUUCGUGGCCGGUGGUCGCUCAUCCGCGGCGCUCGGCAUCGGGCCUGUGCGUACCGCGCGCGCAGCUGCCAUGGGGACGCCGGAAAUGUGGAAAUGCGGCGGUGCUCGCUUGAGCAGCACCGCGGCCACGCCGGUAUCAGGCCCCUUGACGCCGCCGGCGUCUUGCAGUAAGAAGAAGAAAGAGGAGACGGAGGCGGCGAGCUACUGGGGCGUGGCGCCGACGAGGCUCGUCAAGGAGGACGGGACCGAGUGGAAGUGGUCGUGCUUCAGGCCGUGGGAUGCGUACGAGGCGGACGUGUCCAUUGAUCUGACGAAGCACCACCAGCCGGCGACGAUGGGGGACAAGAUGGCCAGGUGGACGGUCAAGGCCAUGCGCUGGCAUGCCGACCUCUUCUUCCAGAGGAGGUACGGCUGCCGGGCGAUGAUGCUGGAGACGGUGGCCGCAGUCCCCGGCAUGGUGGCCGGCGUGGUGCUCCACCUCCGGUCGCUCCGGCGCUUCGAGCAGAGCGGCGGAUGGAUCCGGGCGCUGCUGGAGGAGGCCGAGAACGAGCGCAUGCACCUCAUGACCUUCAUGGAGGUGUCCCAGCCGCGGUGGCACGAGCGCGCGCUCGUCGUGGCCGUCCAGGGCGUCUUCUUCAACGUCUACCUCGCCACCUACCUGCUCUCCCCGAGGGUCGCGCACCGCGUGGUGGGCUACCUGGAGGAGGAGGCCGUGCACUCCUACACCGAGUUCCUCCGCGACCUCGACGCCGGCAAGAUCGACGACGUGCCCGCGCCCGCCAUCGCCAUCGACUACUGGCGCCUCCCGCCCGGCGCCACGCUCAAGGACGUCGUCACGGUCGUCCGCGCCGACGAAGCGCACCACCGCGACGUCAACCACUACGCCUCCGACAUAUAUUACCAGGGGCAUGCGCUGCGGGAGGUACCUGCACCGAUCGGCUACCACUGAGAGAAGAUAAUCAGUUAGUAGUAAUAAACGUAAUGGAGCUUGUGUGGAUGCAAUGAUCGUUGCUGACUUGCUGGUUCCGAACUUGUUUGAAAAUAAAAGAUCUACUACUAGUGUUGCGUACAUGUAUAGCCAUGCAAUUGUUGUAUUCAAAAAGCCAUUCCCUUGUGUUCGUUGUGUACGUAUCCCUGGUUUGAUUAUCUCCUGUUUUUCG
Molecule: messenger RNA, 1308 nt
Organism: Lolium perenne
Lineage: Eukaryota; Viridiplantae; Streptophyta; Magnoliopsida; Poales; Poaceae
Product: ubiquinol oxidase 2, mitochondrial-like
Biological process (GO): alternative respiration
Cellular component (GO): mitochondrion
Molecular function (GO): alternative oxidase activity
Source: RefSeq, a predicted model, not a curated record